UGAUUUGUUUGGGUUUCUGUUAGCGUAGCAUGCGAAUGGGAGUUUCAGAUGACAUAAGGCGAUUUCCUUUUUAGAUAUAUCUUUGGCAGUGCUAUUAAAUAAUUUAGUAAUUGAUUUUAUGAUUGCAAUAUUUAACCUUUUAGAAAUUUAUUUUUUGCACUGUAAAAUGAUUUUUGGGAGUUAGUAUUUGAUUUAAAUGAUAAAAUAGUUACACAAUUUUUAUUCAGUUUGAUAAGAAAAAAAAAAAAAAAAAUGAAUAUUUCUUGUGAUGUUUUUAUUCCUACAUAUAUUUCUUAGUUAUAGAAAUGUCUAAUAUUCAAUUUGAUUAUUCGACGCUGUCGACUUCGAUAAGUCGAAGCGACUUGGGAUCAAUUAUUGGCCAUCAUAUCUUAGAAAAUGCGUAUGAUAUACAAGAAGAAUCAAACUCAGAAAAGUCAAAUGACGAUGAAGAAAUUUAUGUUCAUCAGUCUCCUCCAGACAAGUGUAAGAUAGUAUAUUUGACUUUUGGACUCUUGGGCAUAGGUACUCUUUUGCCAUGGAAUUUUUUCAUCACAGCAAAUGAUUAUUGGAUGUAUAAAUUCCGCAGUACCUUGAAUAGGAGUUGCAUUGAUUAUCAUAACAAAACUGAUCUCCAGGCCACAUUUACAAGCUAUUUGGCUCUUUCUAAUAAUGUGCCUUAUGUUUUAUUUCUCAUCCUUUGUACACUGUACAAUAACAGAUUAUCUAAGCGGUUUCGUGUUAUUGGUCCUUUGAUUACACUUUUCCUAUUGUUUGGUAUUGUUACAGCAUGCGUUGAAAUUGAUACUGAUAGCUGGCAGAUGGGCUUCUUUUCAUUGACUAUUUUAAUUAUCAUAGUCGUUGGAAUUGUGAGUGCUAUUCUUCAAUCUGGUGUUUCUGGAAUUGCAGCUCUUCUUCCAGCUGAGUAUAUGCACAUUAUGGUUUUAGGACAGGCUUUUGCAGGUAUACUGGCAUCUGUAGCCCAAACUUUAUCUCUGCUUGGUGACUGUGAUUCCAUUAAAAGUGCUUUAAUCUACUUUUUCUCUUCUGAUGCUGUGAUAAUUCUUACCUUGAUCUCGUAUGCUGGCAUACAAAAAUCAAAAUUUUUUAAAUACCAUACUUACAGUUUGAAAGAAGCUACAGCUCUCAAAGAUGUGUCAGGCAUUACUACUAGAGAAACAAUUUCUAUUUUGCAUCUCCUAAAGCAGAUAUGGCCAUAUGCAGUGACAAUUCUUCUUGAUUUUUGGGUGACCAUUGGCAUAUUUCCAGGUUUGGCAGUUUUGAUUGUACCAGAGUCUCAAGGGAACAUAUGGAAUGGGAAGCUGUUUAUUCCUGUGACUUGUUUCUUGCUGUUUAAUAUUAGUGACUUUUGUGGACGUAUUGUAGGCGGAUGGUUACCUAUAUCGAGUUCGAAACGAAUGCAUUUGCUGACUUGCUGUGCUUUGCGUCUUGUCUUUUUACCUUUGAUAAUGCUAUGUAACCUACAACCACGGUAUCACUUACCUGUCAUGCUGUCCAGUGAUUUAUAUUACAUAAUAUUGAUGACAAUGCUUGGCUUUACCAAUGGAUAUUGUGUUGCAGUAGCAAUGGUAGUUGGAAUAAAGUCAGUGAAUCCAUUACUUCAAGAGCUGACAGGAGUUAUUCUUUCUACUUUUCUGGGUGCUGGUUUAAUGAUAGGAGCUCUUACAUCCUAUAUUUGUAUACAGAUGAUUUAAAAAUAAGUUUCGAUAAAAUGCUUAAUCAGUAGGAAUAUGUACUGUUCCUUUUCUGCCACUGUUAAUUCCAGCCAGUUUUUUAUUGCAAUUUUUUAUGCACAACACAAGGCCACAAAAAUGAGGCAGUUAUGGAGUAUUUGCAGCAAGAUUUUGAAUACUGAUACACAAUCACUGUUUUGUAAUAUAAGGUUAUCAAUUUUUGUAUUAUAUUUUACAACUCUUUAUCUUAUAUAUUAUACACUGCAUAACAGCCACCGGAUUUUUUGUAAUCUUUAAAGAAUAUUGUGAUAAUGCUUUUCUAUAUAAUGCAUUUAGCAUUAUAACUUGUGAAAAAAAAUUAUUAGAUGCUAUGAGAAUUAUCCUUGUGUUGAUCGUUAUGGUGAAUGCUAUAUGAAUUUUUCCAAAGAUUUAUUUAUCAGCAUUUAUUAUGUAUUCAAAUAACUUUUCAUGUAUUUCUUUAGCAAGUUUUGCCUGUUGUACAAAUAUUUGUGUUCUGGUCUUACAGUUUCUCAUUGUAUUUUAAUCUGUUUAAUGAUAAAUCAGAUUUUGGAUUUUAUGUAUCUUUUAGCAGUACAAAUAUUUAUUUCAAUAAAAGAUGCUUUAAAUAAAAUUUUUUUA
Argiope bruennichi is the source of this 2330-nucleotide messenger RNA. RefSeq names its product equilibrative nucleoside transporter 1-like. The coding region runs from base 306 to 1712 and encodes 468 amino acids. Lineage: Eukaryota; Metazoa; Arthropoda; Arachnida; Araneae; Araneidae. The transcript has 13 exons. Gene Ontology annotation, biological process: nucleoside transmembrane transport. Gene Ontology annotation, cellular component: plasma membrane. Gene Ontology annotation, molecular function: nucleoside transmembrane transporter activity. The record is from RefSeq and is a predicted model, not a curated record.